AUGAGUAGCAGCUCCCACAGCACUCAUUCCUCCUCCAACGUCGUCGGUGUCCACUACCGCGUCGGAAAAAAGAUUGGCGAGGGAAGCUUCGGCCUUAAUCUGUUGAACAACCAGCAGGUUGCCAUCAAGUUUGAACCCAGAAAGAGCGAUGCCCCACAGUUGCGCGACGAAUACAGGACAUACAAGAUCUUGGCUGGAUCAACCGGUAUUCCAAAUGCCUUCUACUUCGGACAGGAGGGUCUCCACAACAUUCUCUGCAUUGACCUGCUCGGUCCUUCCCUCGAGGACCUCUUUGAUAUGUGCGGUCGCAAGUUCACGAUCAAGACUGUUGUCAUGGUCGCCAAGCAGAUGCUCUUCCGAAUCCAAACUAUUCACGAGAAGAACUUGAUCUACCGAGAUAUUAAGCCCGACAACUUUUUGGUUGGACGGCCCCACACCAAGAACGCCAAUCUGGUGCACGUGGUCGACUUUGGCAUGGCCAAGCAGUAUCGCGAUCCCAAGACCAAACAGCAUAUUCCUUACCGUGAGCGCAAGAGUUUGAGCGGAACUGCCAGAUAUAUGAGCAUCAACACACACUUGGGCAGAGAGCAAUCGCGACGUGACGAUCUGGAGGCCAUGGGCCAUGUUUUCAUGUACUUCCUGCGCGGUGGUCUUCCCUGGCAGGGACUCAAGGCAGCUACCAACAAGCAAAAGUACGAAAAGAUUGGUGAGAAGAAGCAGUCGACACCCAUCAAGGAGCUUUGCGAGGGAUUUCCAGAGGAGUUUGGUAUCUAUCUCAACUAUGUCCGCAAGCUGUCGUUCGAGGAGACUCCUGACUAUGACUUCUUGAGAGAUCUAUUCACCAAGGCCUUGAAGAGCAUGAACGAGACCGAGGAUGGUGUCUAUGACUGGAUGCUUCUGAACAAUGGCAAGGGAUGGGAAUCGGAAGCCGAUGGCAUGGGUGAUAUCUACGGAGACAACGGACACGUACCGAGCGCAUCGCACCAAUACUCGUCGAACCCCUUGCACCCAGCAGCACAGCACGACCGUCACGCCUCUCGGGACCCCCAUGCACAGAGCCAAGGGCAGUCCCAGCGCCAGCAGGGCAAGCUCCAACAGCCUGGAGCGCUGGUCCACAGCAACUCGCGGCUGAAGCACAAGCAGAGCCAGAACCGUGGACCUGGAGGCGGAGCCGCUGACCAGGAUUUGCUUCGCGAGCACGCCUACAACCGCGCCGCACCCAACGGCAACCUCCGGGCCGAUGAGGGUCAGAAUGGAGAGGGUAGCCAGAAGAAGCGCGGCUUCUGGAACAAGUUGAUUGGCGUUAUUACCUGCAGUACGUGUCGUAGAUGA
This is a messenger RNA of Linnemannia hyalina, 1332 nucleotides long. Lineage: Eukaryota; Fungi; Mortierellomycota; Mortierellomycetes; Mortierellales; Mortierellaceae. The record is from the annotation of a GenBank genome assembly.